Patiria miniata (bat star) is the source of this 1908-nucleotide messenger RNA. It is a transcript of the gene fut10, whose product is annotated as alpha-(1,3)-fucosyltransferase 10-like. Lineage: Eukaryota; Metazoa; Echinodermata; Asteroidea; Valvatida; Asterinidae. Gene Ontology annotation, cellular component: Golgi membrane. Gene Ontology annotation, molecular function: alpha-(1->3)-fucosyltransferase activity. The record is from RefSeq and is a predicted model, not a curated record.
GAUGUAAAUAAGGAGGGUACCUGACCACAACGAAACUGUAAAGAAAGAUGUUUCGACUUGGGCGUUGUAGAUUGCGGAAGUUUUUGGCUCUUAUUUUUGUGAUUUUCUGCGUUUCCGUGUGCAUCUUAUUCUUGGUGCUACAGUCAUUUGAUGAGGAGGAUUUUUACUGGGAUGAUGGUGCCGUUGAUUUUCAACAGCAAUUUCAGCUGUCUGGUAAUGCCGAUUACGGUGGAAACAUCAUUGCACCAGAUGGUACAGACCAACACACCAGGGAUCACGUGAACGUCACCAACAUAGACGUCAGAGUACCAAUCAUCCUUUGGUGGACUCCCUUCACUGCCGAGCGAGGCAAGGUCAAGGCAUGCGGGGAGAACAAGUGUUUCUUCACCGUGGACAGACACUUCAAGGAUCAUCCCAAGACAAAGGUCUUCUUGUUCUACGGCACAGAUUUCGUGCCCAGGGAUCUCCCCUUGCCGCGGAAAAAACACCACGAGUGGGCGUUACUUCACGAGGAGUCCCCUAAAAAUAACUACAUGCUGUCCCACGAAGAGUGCCUGACGCUCUUCAACCACACCAGUACUUUCAAGCGAGAGUCGGACUUCCCCUUGACCACCCAGUAUUUGGAGAGUCUCUCCGAUUUGACUAGUACGAAGUACUUGGUCCCCACAGAGUAUAAGAGCGUCAGCGGGCUGGCUCCUGUGGUAUACAUCCACUCAGACUGCGAUCCGCCGUCUGACCGUGACAGAUACGUCAAAGAACUAAUGAAAUACAUACGCGUGGAUUCUUACGGGAAAUGCCUACAUAACAAGGAUUUGCCAGUUAACCUUGUUGAUCCCUUAACUAUGCACAACAAGGGUUUGUAUAAAAUCCUGGCACGGUAUAAGUUCAAUCUCGCCUUCGAGAAUGCAAUCUGCAAUGAUUACAUCACCGAAAAAUUCUGGCGCCCUCUAAUGUUGGGGUCGGUACCAGUCUACAGGGGGUCUCCAACGGUGCGUGAUUGGCUUCCUGACAACCAAUCAGCAAUCAUCGCCGACGAUUUCCCGGGUCCCAAAGAACUUGCCGAUUACCUGAACUACCUGGACAGCAACAAUGAAGCAUACGAAAACUUCCUGAAUUUCAAGAAAGUCGGUGUAAAGAACCGCAAGCUCGUCAAAACCAUGGAAGACAGAGAGUGGGGCGUGAAUGAUUACAAUCGCCCGAACUUCAUCGACGAGUUUGAAUGCUUCGCUUGUAGACGCGUCCAUGAAAAUCUAAAACGUGCCUCAUUAGGGGUACCUCUUAAGACCUUUCAAGCAAAGAAGGAUCAUUAUGAUUGUCCGAGGCCGAGAACUUACAAUGACCAGAAAUACUGGAGUCCCAUAGAGCUGUAUCUGCAGAUGUAUGAUAGGGACAAGAACAAAGCAAAAGCGCUAAGGAAGAUUGUCCUAGAAGGGCGGAACUUUUCUGUAACAGAAUUCAAUGAAUUGGUAUCACGUGAAACAGUUGGUUACAGGGAUCAUGCAUUGUAAUUUUUUUAACGCAAACCUUGAAAAUGCACCUGUCUGUCCCAUUUAACCUGAUUUUAAAUUUUCGUUUUGCCGUUUUCCAGGGUAUUUUGGUGCUUUUGGUGUUAUGCUAAUGUGCAUUGUCAUAUUCAUGACAAAACUGUGAUGACAUUCUGGGCAGAAACUCAAUGUCACAGCUAUUUCAUCACAAAAAGUUGCUAGAAUUUUGGAUAUUUUGCUGUCGGAAAUUUUCUUUUCUUUGGUGAUUCAUGGUUGUGUCGUUACAUGGCAAUAAGCCAAUAUAAGCAAACCUUUCUCACAAAACGUUUUCAAUGGGCAAAAUUUGAGUUUACAAGUUGAACAGAAAUGACAUCACAGCAACAGCAACCUCAGUUUUCCAAAAAAAAGCAUGGAAACUUGUAAA